Messenger RNA from Mya arenaria, 2963 nucleotides. RefSeq names its product sarcoplasmic calcium-binding protein-like. Lineage: Eukaryota; Metazoa; Mollusca; Bivalvia; Myida; Myidae. Bases 281 to 844 code for a protein of 187 amino acids. The record is from RefSeq and is a predicted model, not a curated record. The transcript has 2 exons.
AAUUAGUGUUGUCCGUUCAUUUCGCUCCUUUGUAUAUUCCGUUGUUUCAUUUAGCAAUGUACUUGUGUAUAUGUAAGAAUAUUCCGUGGCUUAAACAGUUCGACAGGAAAUAUUAUUUAAUGGAAAUAGCGGUGUGAGGUCGGUCUGCACUUUUCUCCCGGGAGUUCUAAUUGCAUAUUGAAUUGCGAGGAAAUUCUGGAGAUUCAUAGAAGACCAGUCGCUGAACUAAGUGUUAUGUAUUUGGACUAAAUAAAGCCUUUUCUGACAUCCCGGGAGCAAUAUGACAGACAUAAACAUGCUGGAGGAAAAAUGGCGGAUUGUUUUCGGCUUAAUUGACAUCAACAAAGAUGGCGUUGUGUCGAUAAAAGACGCCGACUCCUGCAAGUCCACGUUUACCGACAUGUGUUCCGACCCUGCCCGGAAGGCACAGAUGGUAGCCGAUCUUGACAAAUACUGGAACAACAUAGUGUUCAUCGGGGAGUCCCCGGACUGGAGCCGGGAAGUCAGCCAGGAACAGUUCAUCAACCAUUUCCGAGAGGUGUUCACGAGUGACAAGGCAGGGACGUCACUGACCGUCACGGACGCCCUCCGACACCUGCUGGCGGCCGCCGACAUUGACGGAAGUGGGAUAUUUACCUUUGACAAGUUCUUUAAGUUUCACCAAGCAUUCAAUCUAGCACAUGACAUUGUGGUGCGCACAACGUUUAAUCUGAUUGGUCCAGCACCUGAUGACACGUGCACGUUGAAACAAGUGCACGAUUUCUAUGUGGAACUUUUUGUUGGAGAAGAUCAGAACAAAUUUGCCACUUUGAAAAAUGCAUAUAAAGCUAUAGGAAUGUUAUAAAACGUGCAGGUAUCAUUUCUUGAAAAUAACAAUCAUUAUUUAUAGUAAACGUCGGUCAGAUGAAAGUUUUACCAUUUCAAUAUAUUUCUUUGAUUUGACAUAUUGAUCUUUUUUUGACCGGGCAUGGCCCAUAUCUGAACUUGAUGUAGAUUUUUGUUAAUAGGCAAGACUGUUGAACAAGUUUUUCAUGCCUCCUAUUGAUUGAUUAAGUUCAUAUAAGUUGUUUCUAUGAUUUGACCUUUGGUACUAAGCGUGUACGAGUCAUUGCUCAUCAUCUUAAAUUGACAGUCACAUGUUUUUCUGUAACUUGACCUAGCGGCAUAGUGUUUAAUCAGACAUACCUUAUAUAUUCGGUUUCCGAACAUUUGGGCACCUUAGGUCAGUUCGGGCCAAACGUGUUCGGCACUCAGGUCAUCGGCACCAUAUAGCUAAGUCAAAUCGGUACCCUAACAUAUUUGUAUUACAUUUAGUUGAAUUAGUUCAAUACGAUAUAUAUCGAAUGAAUACCACUAGUGAUGUUUUUUAUGAACCCCAAGUAUUGUGUGCACAACACGGUUUUAUUGGUUUGACCUAACAACAUAGUUUCUUACCUGUCAUGACCCAUAUUCGAACUAGAUUUUUAAGGAUCUUAUCAACAUUCAUUAAGAUCACGCGAAAUAUAGACACGAAUAGACUCGUGCUAAUGGACCGAGACCGGCUAUGCGCGCAAGUAUUUGAAACGGACUAUAACAGAUGUACUACAAACUGGUCUUAUUGGAUAAAUUCAAUGCUAAGCUACCUGUUGAAAUCCCGACUGUGCAUAUGCUUGUGCGAAAUCAUUACAUUAAUAACAUUUGGUCAACAGAUGUAGGAUCCAUGCCAAAGCUACGAACAUACCGUGAAUUUAAACAAGAAUUUAAAUGUGAAAAGUAUUUGAGCUUGGCUCUUAAGAAGAACGAACGUUCAUUACUUGCUCAAUUUAGGACUGGUAUAUUGCCACUACGAAUAGAAACAGGUCGUUAUUUAGGUGAACCAGUCAACUCCAGACUCUGUAAACUUUGUGAUUCCCAAGAAGUGGAAAACGAGUGUCAUUUUGUCCUAAAAUGUCAAUUGUACAAAUUACAUAAUGCUGCAACAACUACAUGUUUAGGACCACUUAUGUCCAACGAUGAAUUUGUAAACCUCUCUGAUACAGGCAAAAGCACAUAUCUCAUGCAAAAACAUGUCAGACAGUUAGCAAAAUAUAUUGUGAAGGCAUACACCAUAAGGAGAAAUACGUUAUAUUCUUAACGCAUGAAUGACAUUGUGUUUCUAUUCAAUAUACAUGUUUAUGUUUAUUAAUUUUGCCUCCAUAUUUUUGCACAUGUACACGUUUGCUUUCGUUUUUUCAUUUAAUCUUUAUCGAAUGAAAUUAUUACCUCUUUGAACAAUCUCCAUAUUUAUAACUCAUAGAUGCUAUAUAUGUAUAAACUUGAUUACCUAUACCAGAUUAACUGCACUGUAACAUACAAUUUUAAAAAUGUAUGACUAUAAAUAUAUGCUUUACAUAACGUUAAUAUUUAGGUGACUUAUAGGUCCGAUGGGCCGGUUGUAAAAUGUACUAUAUGUUUGUAUUGAAAAUGUAAUUAUGUUAUAUACACAUGUCACUAUAAUAAACAAUUUACUUACUUAUAUAGCUGAGGCAGACGUGUUUAUACAUGUAUAAAAAUAUUGCAUUCAUGGAUACUAUAAAUGGAAACACGCAGUACCAGGAUAAAGUACUGCGUGGAAAUGAUCUUGCUGGAGUUAUAAAUUGGUGAUUUGUUUAUAAAAUAGCAUAGACCAAUUGUCUGAUUUGGUCCAUAAUCCCACAUAAUCGAGAUGCUAUUUGUGUAUACAUCAUGUUUAAAUGUCAUGUGAGAAAACAUACAAGUAGGAGUCAAGCGGCUAGAGUUUAAAUGUAAUGGGGCGACAUUUUUUGAAAUAUCAUUUUUUAUGAAUCGAUGACAUAUAACUAAAGUGGUCCAAUUUAGCCCAUGAUAAUAUUAACAUUUUAUGAAGUUAAAGAGACAUCUGAAAUCGUGUUGUAUAUUGUAUACAACUAUGCGUUGCAGGUAAUAUAAUACAAAUGUAUGAACAAUGUUAACUAGACACAUGUGGU